This is a messenger RNA of Leptinotarsa decemlineata (Colorado potato beetle), 444 nucleotides long. RefSeq names its product putative nuclease HARBI1. Lineage: Eukaryota; Metazoa; Arthropoda; Insecta; Coleoptera; Chrysomelidae. The record is from RefSeq and is a predicted model, not a curated record.
AUGGUCGUGCAGUAUAUCGCAUCUCGGGAGAGAAGUAACUUUGUCAUACUGACAGGCGGGGAAUUUGUGGAAAGGUUCAGACAUAGUCGACAACACUGUCAAAGUCUUCUUCAAGAUAUAGGUCCAGCCAUAGCGAAUAUAACGAUUCGAGGGUAUGAUUUGUCACCAUUACAGAAACUGCUUAUUGCUCUGCAUUGGUUUGGAAACGGAGGGCAAUACCAUGGAGUAUGUGAUAUGCAUGGAGUAUCAAAAAUGACCGACAAUACAGGGAACGUAAUAGAACGUUUUCAUAAUUUGGCAGGAUUUCCUGAAGUUUAUGGAGCUGUAGAUGGAAUCCUCAUAAAUAUGGAUGCCCCCACAAACAACGAACCUGUUUACGUCGAUCGCCAUGGGAAGCACUCCAUCAACUGCAUGGCUGUAUGUGGGCCUGAUUUUAUUAUAUGA